GUCCGUGCAGCUGAGCUGUCGGCGCUGUGAGGAGCAAAGCCAGGAUUGAAUUCUUGCAGAGUCGUGAAGCUUUCAGACUGGAAAACGCUUUCCUCCUUCAUUGAUAAUUCUCCACCAUGAUUCAUAGCCUUUUCUUGAUCAACUCUUCUGGGGAUAUUUUCCUGGAGAAACACUGGAAAAGUGUGGUCAGCCGUUCUGUUUGUGAUUAUUUUUUUGAGGCUCAAGAGAGAGCUACGGAGGCCGAAAAUGUACCUCCGGUUAUCCCUACCCCUCACCAUUAUCUUUUAAGUGUAUACCGCCACAAGAUCUUCUUUGUGGCUGUGAUCCAGACAGAGGUCCCACCUCUAUUUGUCAUUGAGUUUCUUCAUCGAGUUGUGGACACAUUUCAGGAUUAUUUUGGAGUCUGCUCAGAACCAGUAAUCAAAGAUAAUGUUGUUGUGGUGUAUGAGGUGUUAGAAGAGAUGCUUGACAAUGGAUUUCCAUUGGCCACCGAGUCGAACAUCCUCAAAGAACUGAUCAAGCCUCCCACUAUCCUUCGGACAGUUGUCAACACCAUAACAGGUAGCACCAAUGUGGGUGACCAACUUCCAACUGGGCAGCUGUCAGUGGUGCCUUGGCGACGGACUGGGGUGAAAUAUACCAACAAUGAGGCCUAUUUUGAUGUGAUUGAAGAAAUUGACGCCAUCAUUGAUAAAUCAGGUUCCACAAUUACUGCUGAGAUCCAGGGGGUGAUUGAUGCAUGUGUCAAGCUGACUGGAAUGCCAGACCUUACACUUUCCUUCAUGAACCCCAGGUUGUUGGAUGACGUCAGCUUCCAUCCCUGUGUUCGUUUCAAGCGCUGGGAAUCUGAGCGUAUCCUCUCUUUCAUCCCUCCUGAUGGAAACUUUCGCCUGCUCUCUUAUCAUGUCAGUGCGCAGAAUCUGGUUGCAAUUCCAGUAUAUGUCAAACAUAGCAUCAAUUUCCGGGACAGUAGUUCACUUGGACGCUUUGAAAUAACAGUGGGACCCAAACAGACCAUGGGGAAGGCCAUAGAAGGAGUGAUUGUCACCAGCCAGAUGCCCAAAGGGGUCCUGAAUAUGAGCCUCACUCCAUCUCAGGGGAUGCACACAUUUGACCCAGUUACAAAGAUGCUGUCUUGGGAUGUAGGAAAAAUAAAUCCCCAAAAGCUACCAAGUUUAAAGGGGACCAUGAGUCUUCAGGCUGGAGCUUCCAAACCGGAUGAGAAUCCCACAAUUAACCUGCAAUUUAAGAUCCAGCAGCUGGCCAUUUCUGGACUCAAGGUGAAUCGUCUGGAUAUGUAUGGAGAAAAGUACAAACCCUUUAAGGGCAUAAAAUACAUGACCAAAGCUGGAAAAUUCCAAGUUCGAACCUGA
Messenger RNA from Chrysochloris asiatica (Cape golden mole), 1373 nucleotides. It is a transcript of the gene AP3M2, whose product is annotated as adaptor-related protein complex 3, mu 2 subunit. The record is from RefSeq and is a predicted model, not a curated record. The transcript is spliced from 9 exons. Gene Ontology annotation, cellular component: cytoplasmic vesicle; clathrin adaptor complex. Lineage: Eukaryota; Metazoa; Chordata; Mammalia; Afrosoricida; Chrysochloridae. The coding region runs from base 117 to 1373 and encodes 418 amino acids. Gene Ontology annotation, biological process: intracellular protein transport; endocytosis.